This is a messenger RNA of Patella vulgata (common limpet), 1938 nucleotides long. RefSeq names its product DNA-binding protein RFX6-like. Gene Ontology annotation, molecular function: RNA polymerase II cis-regulatory region sequence-specific DNA binding; DNA-binding transcription factor activity, RNA polymerase II-specific. The transcript has 18 exons. Gene Ontology annotation, biological process: regulation of transcription by RNA polymerase II. Lineage: Eukaryota; Metazoa; Mollusca; Gastropoda; Patellidae. The coding region runs from base 1 to 1938 and encodes 645 amino acids. The record is from RefSeq and is a predicted model, not a curated record.
AUGCCUACCCAGGGCAAAAGAAUCUGCCGUGAAGGUACUAUGGAAACUGAGCACGAGACGUCAGCUGAUGCCAUAUCCGAUCUGUUACCGAGAAAACACAAAUCAAAAUUAAAACCAGAUCGCGAUGCAGAUGAUAGUCAAAUGUGUAGUGAUGAGGAGAGUGGGAAGGAAGAAGAGGGAAAGGAAAGAAUAAAUGAAAGACAAGAGGAUGCGAAUCAGCAACAAAGAAAGACGGUGGCUCAGAUAAUGCGAGACAAGAAAAAACAAACAUCUUUAACUUUACAGUGGUUAGAAGAGAACUACAGUAUAUGUGAAGGUGUUUGUUUACCUCGAUGUAUUUUAUACGCCCAUUACCUGGAUUUCUGUCGACGAGAAACAUUGGAACCAGCUUGUGCUGCCACCUUUGGAAAGACAAUACGACAGAAAUUUCCUCAUCUAACAACAAGACGUUUGGGAACAAGAGGUCAUUCCAAGUAUCACUAUUAUGGAAUAGGAAUACGUGAAACCAGUCAAUAUUAUCAUUCUGUUUAUUCUGGUAAAGGUUUAACAAGAUUUUCUGGGGCCAAGUUAAAAAACGAGGGUGGAUUUACGAGGAAAUAUUCUCUAAGUUCUAAGACAGGAACAUUAUUACCAGACUUUCCUAAUGCUAAUUUUCUCAUUUUACCAUUAUCACUACCUCGAGAAAAGGUGGAGACGUUUAUUAUGAUGUAUAAAACACACUGUCAAUGUAUACUAGAUACAGCCAUUAAUGCCAACUUCGAAGAGAUUCAGAAUUUUUUGCUCCAUUUCUGGCAAGGUUUACCGGAACAUCUUCUACCGCUGAUUGAUAAUGGUGUUGUUGUUGAUAUUAUCUGUGUCUGUGAUUCUAUACUAUAUAAGGUCUUAACAGAAGUUCUCAUUCCGGCUACCAUGCAAGAAAUGCCUGAAACUUUAUUAUGUGAUAUCAGAAAUUUUGCUAAACAUUGGGAGAGUUGGGUGGCUUCCGCUCUCGAGAACUUACCAGAUCACGUGUUAGAAAAUAAACUUCCGGUUGCUAGAAGAUUUGCUCAGGCGCUGAAACGUCAAACAUCAUUUUUACACCUAGCUCAGACAUCAAGACCAGUUUUAUACGAUGCCCAGUUGGUAAAUCAGAUGAUAGCUGAUGUUGAUAGAAUAGAUUUAAACAGUAUUACGUCACAUGUUGUAUGUACACAGAAAGAUUGCGAUCAAGAUAUAGAACUAAACGCUGAAUUUUUAAGAGAAUUUAAAGAAAUUUUAAGAAAACAGGCUACAGUGGAAGCUUUUACAGAAUGGCUGGAUAUGGUGGUUGAACAGAGGGUUGUUAAACCGAGUAAACAAAAUGGCCGAUCGUUUAAAAAACGAGCACAGGAGUAUUUAUUGAAAUGGUCGUUUUUUGGAGCCAGAGUCAUGCAUAAUUUAACCCUUAAUAAUGCCACAGGAUUUGGAUCAUUCCAUCUAGUAAGAAUGUUAUUAGACGAGUAUGUUCUAUUGGCUAUUGAAUCACAGUUACAUAACGAGAAGGAACAGGAAUUACAAUCUCUAUUAGAUAAACAUAUGAAACCAGACGAUACAGGAUCGAAACCUAACUUAUCACAAGCCCCUAGUACGUGUUUUGUGGCGAGUUCUGGAAGAAAUAAUCUAGCCAGAGGGAUGGUAGGCAACCCGGUGAAACGAGAACAAUAUCUAGAUCCUAGUUUCCCUCCAACUUACAAUCCUCUACAACCCGGUCGUGAUCCAUAUCCUAUAUCACCACAUCUCUCAUCACUUACAUCAAUCACGCAGUCUGUACCUGGAAGUAAUUCCAUGUUAACACCACCUGUAUCACCUAUAGUUCCCAAUCCAAUCAGAAAACAGGUUAUAAAUCAACCACCAUUAUCUUAUAAUGGCGGUCAUCAGUCAUCCAUCUUGUCACCGUCAUCCUAUCAGUAUCUUGGGUAA